ACAUUUCAAACCAAGCAAAACAUUUCAAUUUCAAUUUUUUUCUGCAAAACAGUUCUUUUUGCUGUAAUUUAAUUGUAAAUUUAAUUUAAUUCAUUAAAAUUCUGUCGCUCAAGCACAAACCUUCAACAUUCAGCACCAGAAUGCAGACAAAAGUCAAAAGAAAAUUUCUAGCUGAAAUGAAGCAAUUAAAAAUUCGCCAAAAGUGUGCCGAAAAGACUAUAACGUGGCCAAUUAAGUUAUGCGAUCUUGAAGAUGAUGAAUUAGAGUAUCUGAAAGUUGUUGAAAAAAUGAAAGCGGACUAUGACAAGAGAUACAAGGCGUCACUGAAUGAGGCUAAAGCAACUGUACUUGAGUGCUUGAGGAAAGUCCACAAGUUUCAGCAAACAAUUUCCAAUUAUGAUGAGGACUUGCUUGCAACUAGACCAUCGGAGCUGUUGACUGUCAUGGCAGAGAUUAAUAUUUUGCUGUCAGAGAAUCUUUACAUGUGUAACAAGGAAAUGACAUCGCUGAAGUUUCAGAGUGAACAGUGAGUGAGUGGUUGUGAGGACUUCUGAGGACAGAAUCGAUUGGAAUGGAAUGGAACUUAAUUUAUUUUAAUAAAUAUUUUGAAUUGUGUGUGGAGCUUGAAUUGUUUUAUUUGAUUU
Molecule: messenger RNA, 644 nt
Organism: Chironomus riparius
Lineage: Eukaryota; Metazoa; Arthropoda; Insecta; Diptera; Chironomidae
Source: the annotation of a GenBank genome assembly